Dendrobium catenatum is the source of this 2175-nucleotide messenger RNA. RefSeq lists its product as uncharacterized. NCBI's taxonomy places the organism in Eukaryota, Viridiplantae, Streptophyta, Magnoliopsida, Asparagales, Orchidaceae. The transcript has 10 exons. Gene Ontology annotation, cellular component: Golgi apparatus; endoplasmic reticulum. The coding region runs from base 96 to 1868 and encodes 590 amino acids. The record is from RefSeq and is a predicted model, not a curated record.
GUCAUUCCCACAAGCAUCCAAAUCAGAGCUUUCCUCUCGUUUCUCGGUCCCCCGAAAUUUCUCGUGCCCUCCGAUCUGCGUCAAAUCCAGCCGGCAUGGAUGCCCCCACAGGCUCCCACCCCGCCGCCGAUGCCCUCGAAGACAAUUCCAACGGCUCUUCCGCCCCCGCAUCCAACCACGGAUGGCAGAAGGUAACUUACGGCAAGCGCCACCGUCGCCAGAUUCAGCCGGCCAUCCCCGCCGCCGGGGAUCAGCUAUCAAAUGGCGUCUCUCCUGUCGAGCGCCCCAACGUAUUCGCAUCGGUUGAGCAGAAAGCUCAGGAACGCCGCCGCGCCAUUGAAUCCGCUGCCGUUGCUGCCUCUGAAUUGAGGCCACCGGCCGCAGCGGCUGCUUCCGACGAGGAUGACGACGAUAGCGGAGCAGAGGGAGCUGGAGAAGCGGGACAGGAGAAGGGGGAAGAGUUAGUGAAGAAGGUCAAGCAAAAGAAGCCUAAGAAACCCAAAGUGACGGUCCACGAGGCCGCCUCUAAGAUUGACGCAUCAGAUCUCGCUGCACACCUUGCAGAGGUGUCGGUUUCCUAUGAGUCGCAGAAUGAUAUCCAGCUGAUGCGAUUCGCUGACUACUUUGGGCGAGCAUUUUCCGGUGUCAGUGCCUCGCAAUUCCCAUGGACGAAGAUGUUCAAGGAGUCACCUGUUGCUAAAAUCAUUGAAAUCCCUAUAUGUCAUAUUUCGGAACCAGUUUACAAGACUUCAGUUGAUUGGAUUGCUGCGAAAUCACCUGAGGCUCUUGCUGAUUUUGUUUUGUGGUGCCUAGAUUGCAUACUUGCUGAUCUUGCAAUUCAACAGGCUGCUGCUAAAGGCUCUAGAAAGGUUACACAGAAACCUCCUUCAAAAUCUCAGGUUGCAAUAUUUGUUGUACUGGCAAUGACUCUUCGAAGAAAACCCGAGGUGCUUAGUAAUCUUCUACCAAAACUAAGAGACAAUACACAAUAUCAAGGACAAGAGAAGGUUCCUGUGAUUGUUUGGACUAUUUCUCAGGCUUCUCAAGGGGAUCUGGUUGUUGGGAUGCAUGCUUGGGCUCAUUGCCUAUUGCCGCUAAUCAGUGGAAAAAGUGGUAAUCCGCAGACGAGGGGUUUGGCUUUGCAGUUGAUUGAGAGUAUUUUGGAACGGCCGAAAGCUCGUCCUAUUCUAAUAAAUGGUGCUGUUAGAAAAGGAGAGCGCAUUGUCCCUCCUUUUGCACUUGAUUUGUUGAUGCGGGCUACUUUUCCUACCCCUUCUGCUCGAGUAAAGGCUACAGAGAGAUUAGAAGCACUUUAUCCUACCCUGAAGGAGCUAGCGCUUGCCGGUACUCCAGGUUCCAAAGCUUCAAAACAAGCAUCACAACAGAUAUUUCCAUAUGCUGCAAAUGCUCUGCAGGAAGAUAAUCCUUCGUUAACCAGAGAAGCUGCUAAUAUUUUUAUCUGGUGUUUAGCUCAAAAUUCAGACUGCUAUAAGCAAUGGGAAAAGCUUCAUUUGGAGAAUGUGGAAGCCAGCAUAUCUGUUCUUCAGAAACUAUCUGACGAAUGGAAAGAACACUCAACCAAACUCUCACCUUUCGGUCCUUUGCAGGAGACUCUUCAACGCCUCAGGGAUUUGAAUGAAAAAGCUUUGUCUGCGGCUGAUGCUGGAGGCAAUGAAGCCUCCGUCAAAGAGGCAGACAAGUAUUGCAAAGCUCUCUUGGGAAGAGUAACACGGCGCUCCACUUGUAUGAAGAGUGCAGUUUUUGUAACUGUUCUUGCAGUUGUGAUUGGUUUCAUUUUAUCCUUUAACCUGGAAUCAUUGGACCGGAAAAAGCUCCAUGAAUUCUUUAGUUCCUUCCAAUCACUGUGAUAUGAUCUACAAGUUCAAGAACAAAUAAUCCAUCCAAAGAACAGCAGAGAGAAGAUUGUAGUUUUUCAGUUAUUCAAGGCAAGAUAAAACUGAUUAAGUUCCUGAAAACAGUUGAACUUUCAGCCUCUAGUUUUUUUUUUUCCCAUUACCCUUCUGGAUUUUGGUAAGGAUCCUCAGUGCUUAGCUACUUUUUUACUUCCCCAUCUUCCUUUAUUCUUACUUUGACAACAAUUUGAACUUUCAUUUGGUAUUUAACUGCAGAGGUGAUAUCUCUAGCUUGCUUAAUGCUGAAAUUUUGUUUACCGUA